GAGGAAAUGAAGAACAAAUCAUAGGAAACAAUGUUUUCUGUCUCCAAACAAACCACAGGGAGUUUUCAGAGCAAGGUCACAAAUAUGCCAGGAUUAAACUCAGAACAAUUCCUAUCUAGGUUAUUUUAAUACCAUAGAGAAGCACAUGAGUUUCCUUCUCUGGUCUGAGUGGGGAAAAGAGAAGCAUGGGGUUAUACAAAAAGACCUAAAUCGGAUGUUUUUUCCUCCUAUUUGCUUAGGAAGUUGGAGGAGUUAAUGAUUUUCUAUGUGGACCUCAGAACCACCUAGUUUCAGGAGAAAAUACUGCAUACAGUUUUUUAUCAAAUGAUGGCAAAGCUGCUGUAGAACUGGAUCCAUGAUGCAGAUCAAUUUCCACCCCCACCCCCUGAAAGGCAGACCUACAGCAGGGGCUGACUGAAAGGCAUCAGCUGGCAAUCCAACAGAAGGGAAAUCCUUCAAGACAAGAAAUCAUGAUGCCGGUGGACUUGGAGAACUUGAAUGGCUCCAUCAAAGAAGCAAAACCUGACACCACAUCUUUGGAGGAUGACAUGGAUCGGCAACAAGCAGCCAAGAGAAAACCGACACGCCACAGAGGGCUCAAGGUCUUCAUUGCUGCUCUGUCAUUUACCUACUUCAGUAAAGUGUUUUCUGGCUCCAUAAUGAAAAGUUGCUUCACACAGUUGGAAAGGAGAUUUGGCAUUUCCUCCUCUACCGCUGGAAUCAUGGAUGGCGGCUUUGAAUUGGGCAACUUACUGGUGAUUGCGUUUGUGAGUUACUUCGGGGCAAAACUUCAUCGGCCAAGGAUAAUUGGCCUGGGUUGUUUUAUCAUGUCUCUCGGGAGCUUUUUAACAGCAAUGCCUCAUUUCUUCAUGGGAUAUUAUAAAUAUGAUACAAUAUCACGUGCAUCAGAUACCCUGACAUCCAGUUUCUCUCCCUGCUCGUUAAAUCAAACACUUCCAGGAUUAAAAGAGAUUCCAGGGCCAGGCUGUAAAAAGGAAGAGAUAUCCUAUGCGUGGAUUUACGUCUUGUUGGGGAAUGUGCUACGUGGAAUAGGAGAAACACCAAUAGGUCCGCUGGGCAUUUCUUACCUUGAUGAUUUUGCCAGAGAAGAGGACUCUCCUUUAUAUAUCGGCUGCUUGCACACCAUAGGAAUGAUUGGACCGAUGGCUGGCUACCUCUUGGGGUCUGUGAUAGCUAAACUGUACGUGGACAUUGGCUUUGUGGAUCUGAGUGCAAUAACUAUAACCCCAACUGAUGCCCGCUGGGUUGGUGCAUGGUGGCUAGGCUUUUUGGCAGCCGGUGUCAUCAAUCUGAUUUCUGGCAUCCCUUUCUUGUUCCUGCCUAAAAGUCUGAAGACAAAAGAAGAGGAUGCUCCCAGCAAGCAAAACCUGGACUCUGUGAAAGCACACAGGGGUGAAAGCCACACAGAGAAGCUUGCAACUGAGCAAGGAUUGGGAUGCUUGCGAAACCUGAAAGAUUUUUUUAAAUCACUGAAGAAAUUAUUGAGCAACCGCAUGUACCUUAUAAUGCUGUGUAUGAUGUUGCUGCAGGCGAAGAGCUUCAUUGGUUACUUGACAUAUAACCCAAAAUAUAUGGAGCAGCAAUAUGGUCAGGCUGCAUCAAGGUCUAACUUUAUAAUAGCAGUCGCAGCUUUGCCGGCUGUCAGCAUAGGCAUGUUUGCAGGAGGGCUCAUCAUGAAAAAGUACAAGCUAGGCAUCGUCGCUGCUACAAAGAUGUCACUCAUUUUGUCAUUACUUGGAUACCUCAUUUCAAUUCUCAAUUUUUUGGUGGGUUGUGACAACCGCACCGUGGCUGGACUGACAGCGUCCUAUGAUGGGCAACUCAUCGCACCGAAGGCCGUUCCUUUCUAUUCGGCCUGCAACUCCGACUGUAGCUGUUCGGUAAGCCAGUGGGACCCUGUCUGUGGAGCAAACGGGAUCACCUACAUGUCAGCAUGUUUUGCUGGCUGCAAAGACAUAAGAGGAUCCGGGAAAGAAACAGUUUUCCACAAUUGUAGCUGCAUUGAACAGGCUGGCUCCAUGAUGGGAAAUUCUUCAGCAGUUUUGGGAGAAUGUCAGAGGAGUGACAACUGCUCCAAGCUGUUUAUUUAUUUCAUAAUGAUUAAAGUUGUAGGUUAUCUGUUCCUUUCAUUGGCAGCGGUUCCUUCUUUCAUGAUUUUGAUUAGAUGUGUGCUUCCGGAACUGAAGGCACUUGCAAUGGGUUUCCAGAUGCUUAUUAUAAGAUCUUUGGCUGGAAUUCCAGCCCCAGUUUAUUUCGGUGCAGUAAUAGACCGGGCCUGCUUGGUGUGGUCCAGGACAAGCUGUGGCAGGCGCGGAGCUUGCCGGAUAUACGAUUCUAAUGUUUACAGAAUAUCGUAUUUUGGUCUGAUAUUUGGCCUAAGAGCUCCAGUCAUCCCAUUGAGUUUAGUGUUUUUCUGGCUUGUGAAGAAACAUUUUGGGAAAAAAGAGGCCGACUCAAAUGAAAAUGAGAGGAAAGAAGGUAUUCCUCUGAAUGAAGAUGCUAAGACCAGUGGUGCUGCACAUACAGCAAGCAAUGCGGAUGAAAACAUGGACACUGGUAUCUAGCACAGCAUUGUGUUUAGAAAAUCAUGAAACAGAUCCGGGGCCAUCUUGGCCAUGUAACAGAUUAAAUUGAUACUGCACCAGCAUAUUAAAAAGCAUUUGUGUUUCCA
Molecule: messenger RNA, 2692 nt
Organism: Varanus komodoensis (Komodo dragon)
Lineage: Eukaryota; Metazoa; Chordata; Lepidosauria; Squamata; Varanidae
Gene: SLCO1B3
Product: solute carrier organic anion transporter family member 1B3
Exons: 16
Coding region: 471-2585 (704 amino acids)
Biological process (GO): transmembrane transport; sodium-independent organic anion transport
Cellular component (GO): membrane
Molecular function (GO): protein binding
Source: RefSeq, a predicted model, not a curated record